UCGGACAUUUAUUUGACAGAAGUGCGGGAGUGCUCUCGUGUCGCCGAAUGCCAAUCGCUGUCGCAGCGGAAAAUGACGCGGACUGGGAGGCACCACUAAUGGCGGCCCGGCGUUGCAUGGAUUACUGGCAAAAUGCCGGGCCGCCGCCGUCUGCUGCACCGACUCCACCGGCCGUUGAAGCGCGGCACGAGACUCCGGGGGUGUCUUCCAAGGAUUUUGGCGGACCUGGUUCCAGCUCUUCGUAUGGAGGAACGAGGCGACGUCAUUCUCUCGGACGAGGUCACAUCCAGCUCCGGCCUUCCUUGGGAUCCAGUUUUUCGGGAAAGAAACGACAGCUUGCCAGAGAGGAGUCUCUUCAGGGUGCGGCUGGAAAAGCUAGCAGGCCAAGAUCAAGGACGACGAGUUUAGACGAAAUUUCAGGGACCGGCCUAAAAAAAGCCAAGGAAUAUGAGGAAUGA
Orussus abietinus is the source of this 458-nucleotide messenger RNA. RefSeq lists its product as uncharacterized. The record is from RefSeq and is a predicted model, not a curated record. Bases 48 to 458 code for a protein of 136 amino acids. NCBI's taxonomy places the organism in Eukaryota, Metazoa, Arthropoda, Insecta, Hymenoptera, Orussidae. The transcript has 7 exons.